Cryptomeria japonica (Japanese cedar) is the source of this 619-nucleotide messenger RNA. RefSeq lists its product as uncharacterized. The transcript is spliced from 2 exons. NCBI's taxonomy places the organism in Eukaryota, Viridiplantae, Streptophyta, Pinopsida, Cupressales, Cupressaceae. The record is from RefSeq and is a predicted model, not a curated record. Bases 67 to 315 code for a protein of 82 amino acids.
AAUUUUAUAAGAACUGAAACUUGAAAAACGCAUUCAGAUUCGAAUCUCAAACAUUAAAACAGAAGAAUGGGGGCGCCACAGGAGGUUGCUAAAGGAGCCGAUGAGAAUGGAACUCGCGACGCAACACCCACUACAAACAUCUCCCAUGCACAAUUUCUCCUCUGGAAACAGCGCAAGGAUGCACUAGCAGCUGCUAAAGCUGCAGAAGUGGCUAGGAAACGUGCAGAGGAUAUAGCAGGGGGCCGAGCACGAAUGAAUGGUCGUGAGCUUUUUGAACAUGAACCUUGGGUAUUUGAUGACAGUCGAUUUGAUUAAGUACCAUACUCUUCACUAUGCUUUUUCAAUUUAUGAAUAUAUGAGUGUACCUUAUGAAGGUUGAUUCAUCUAAAAAAACAUUCUAGAUGGGUGUACCUUAUCAAGGUUCAUUUUAUGUCUCUUAGCUCGCUAGUAUCCUGAUGAUGGAUCAUGGAGUGUGAUCUGAAAUGUUGAUUCUAAAACUAACAGUCUUAUCCAGAAAUCCAGACAUAACUUAAAAUUAUGAAUUGUGGAAAUCUGAUAUCAUUAACAUUUAAGAUAUUUUUUGCACGAGGAAAUAUUGCAUUAAAUACUGUGCACUCUA